Molecule: messenger RNA, 987 nt
Organism: Olea europaea var. sylvestris
Lineage: Eukaryota; Viridiplantae; Streptophyta; Magnoliopsida; Lamiales; Oleaceae
Product: transcription factor bHLH149-like
Exons: 1
Coding region: 245-859 (204 amino acids)
Biological process (GO): regulation of DNA-templated transcription
Molecular function (GO): protein dimerization activity
Source: RefSeq, a predicted model, not a curated record
UGAGUGAUUAGUCAUUUCUUCUCUUCUCACAUUUCAAUUACGACACCCACUACCGUCCAUUACCAUUCCACCCAUAAAUCCCCCUCUCUCUCAUUCUUCUUCUCCAUUCUCUAUUUGUCUUUGUAUUUGGAGUCUGUGAGGUAAGGUGGAGGUGGGUCUGGUCCCCAUUUUGAAAUCUAUGGAAGGAAUAUAAAUUCGGAGAAACUAGUUGAAAAACUCUGAAACUCUUCUGAUUUUGAUUGUGAUGGCUUCUUCAUUCACCGCAAUUCCCGAUGUGAAAUCGAACCCAUUGCGCAAAAAGCGAAGGAAAAUGGGGACGGAAACCCAGUCCCAAAUGAAUACAAUAGAGACGACGGGUCGUUCUACAUGGAAAACCGAGACAGAGCAACAAAUCUACUCGUCGAAGCUCGUCCGCGCUCUCCGCCAUCUCCGCCGUUCAGGCUCCUCGUCUCCCUCCGCCUCUGGUCGCGCGUUGCGUGAGGUUGCCAACAGAGUCCUCGCCGUUUCAGCCAAGCGAAGGACUCGCUGGAGCCGGGCGAUCCUUACGGGUCAACUUAGUCUCCGACUUGCUCAGAUCAAUAAGAAACACAAGAAAGCAUCAAAGCCGACUACUGGUGGUUCCAGGUCGAAGAAACGAGCUGUGAAGAAAAAACGGCCGCCUGUGCAGAGUAAAGUGCGGGUUUUGGGAAGAUUAGUUCCCGGUUGCCAGAACCUUGCAUUGCCUAACCUUCUAGAAGAAACGACUGAUUACAUUGCGGCUCUGCAAAUGCAAGUCAACGCGAUGACUUUCCUCACUGGCCUCCUUACAAGCGGCGGCUCAUUGACCGCUUCUUCUGAUCGCCUCGGCUCUGAUCAGUAGGGAAUUACUUAUAUUGGGAAAUUUUUAUUUUAUUUUUUAUUUUGAAUAUUUAUGAAUCAAUUUUUUAAAAGCCUGUGUAGCUGUGUUAAUAACUGGGAAGUAAUUAUAUUUUGCCUAAAUUAGUAAAA